AUGUCCGACAACCAGGAAAAUCAAUCCGCUAUGACAAGCAGUACCAGACACAGGAGAAGGGACUCAACCAACCUGGAAUGCGGCUACUCAAAGUACAUCCGUGUACACCUCACCAAUGGUUCGGGCGAAGGUCUCCAAGAAGCUCGAGACAAUGAAUGCGACGACUGGAAAGACUUUUGGAGCAAACUAAUCAGCGACGAAGAAUGGCGCCUUCGCACAAGCAACAUGUUAUGUGUUCUCCCUAUCUCUUUCCACACAAGACGGGAACACCCCGUACUCAUGCUCACGCCAGACUUUGAGACACCACCAAACACCAGUGACAAGGCAGAGCAGAGUACCAAGAAAGCCAAAGAGAUACUGAGAAAUCUGGGAUUUGUCGAAUACUCUGGAUGUCGCCUUCAUGGCAACCCUGAUUGUCGCCGUCAUGGCCUUUGCAUGAAGUGGGGCUACCCGGACCGUGGGUGGGUGGAGAGAACCAUGCCGAGGUUUAUGUUGGUAAAGGAUGGCAAGGUGGAAUACCCCCCCGGGAAAUUAUCGUGUGCGGAUGUUGAGUGGAUUGAUUAUAUUCACUGGGAACGGUUUGAUAUCCCCGUACGGAAGGCAAAGAGAAACUGGCAAACUCUGGAGGCAGUCGAUGGUCAAUGGGAGGAACCAGUGGGAAAGAGGGCAAAGUUGGAAGAUGCCUGACGCCAGGUGCGGGUAUUGACAUGGCCGUCAAUGUGCAUUCCAUACCGCUAUACUCAAGUCAGGUUUUAGA
Molecule: messenger RNA, 757 nt
Organism: Neurospora tetraspora
Lineage: Eukaryota; Fungi; Ascomycota; Sordariomycetes; Sordariales; Sordariaceae
Exons: 1
Coding region: 1-687 (228 amino acids)
Source: RefSeq, a predicted model, not a curated record